Molecule: messenger RNA, 1469 nt
Organism: Hyla sarda
Lineage: Eukaryota; Metazoa; Chordata; Amphibia; Anura; Hylidae
Product: transmembrane protein 178B
Exons: 4
Coding region: 16-531 (171 amino acids)
Cellular component (GO): membrane
Source: RefSeq, a predicted model, not a curated record
AGGCCAGUGGGUGCAAUGUGCAAGGGAUGUGGUGGACUCGUACAGCGCUGCACUCCAGUCCGAUAUCACUACACAUCCUCCUCGCUGCCGUCAAACCUGCCAAUCAAUGUCACCAAGACCAUCCGUCAAGAUGAGUGGCACGCUCUGCAUCUGCGCCGGAUGACAGCUGGCUUUAUUGGGAUGGCGGUCUCCAUCAUCCUGUUUGGAUGGCUCAUAGGCGUGUUGGGUUGCUGCAAGGAGCAUGACCUAAUGCAGUAUGUGGCGGGGCUGCUGUUUCUCAUGGGAGGAACCUGCUGUAUCAUCUCCCUCUGCACCUGUGUAGCCGGUAUCAAUUUCGAGCUUUCUCGGUAUCCACGCUCUGUGUACGGUUUACCAGAAGACAUCAGCCACGGGUAUGGCUGGUCAAUGUUCUGUGCCUGGGGCGGGCUAGGACUCACCCUUCUCUCUGGAUUCCUCUGCACUUUGGCUCCAUCGCUUAGUGCUUCCCAGUCUGCCGUCCACAAACCACGGCAGGAGAACGGGGCAGUGUGACCUAUAGAUGGGAGACUGAACAGCCCCUUUGAAAAAGGACAUGCCACCAGACUGAGGCACUUGUAUCCUGCUAAGGAAGUUGUUCUGUUCAACUUGUGUGUCUGACCAUGUGAUUGCUUGUGAAAAAUACAGAGGUGCGAACUUCGUGUUAACUAAAGAGAAUUCUGGGAACAGUGUGGAUGGGGACAGGUUACAUGGCCAGAAGGGAAUAAUGGACUCUUUCUCUACUGGGAAACAAACACCUGAGAGGAAGUUCAACUUUUAGGUGCUGACGUGGGUAAUGUCUCCGAAGUGACAUCAUUAGCAGGAGUCAUCUAACGGUCCCAUGUGGUUCUACAGGAAUCCAAUCCCAGCCUUCUAGAGAAGACACUUUCCUCCUUGUACAGAGACAUUGAUCAGUAUGGUGCAGCUAAAUGACCAUAGCCUAAGGGUUCAGUGUUUGGGAAUUUUGUAUACACACAUAUAUAAUAAUAUAACAACAGGUAACUGAUUUUUACAUGUUUUAAUACAGUCCACAAAACCGCCUUACACAUCCAUAAUUGGCCCCGCAAAACAAAAAAUAGUCCAGAUACAGAUUGCGCCCUGAGUUUAGUGCCUUGGCACAACACCGGGAACAAGGAUACUUUAGAAAACAUGCAGACCUCCUUCCGUGCCUUCUGAGUAGGUCUCCUGAACCUACAGCAAACUCAGGCUCCAUCCGGGAAGCUUUGGGAAUAAGGUAAUAGAAAUAUUAGGAAUCAUGACAAUAACAAAGCAAUUCCGCGAGAACGUCACGAUUGGAGGCUCCGGCAGAUGAGACGGACUGAGAGUCUUGUGUGGGUUGGGAGUUUGUCAGGUUACGGUGGGAGGAGGGAAUAUGUGGUUCUAGACACCUUCUUCAGGUAAUGUAAUAAUGUACAUGUGGUCCCAUCACAAAUUAUAAAAAGCACAUGAUGAUA